Molecule: messenger RNA, 10100 nt
Organism: Bemisia tabaci
Lineage: Eukaryota; Metazoa; Arthropoda; Insecta; Hemiptera; Aleyrodidae
Source: RefSeq, a predicted model, not a curated record
ACUGAAAUAGGUGAUAAUGAACAAUAUCCUCUAAUGACAUAAAAGAAUAUUAAAUAGCUUCACUCAACCCAACCUACUUCUCCGAAUUUUUUACCUCGUAAGUUCGUACCUCGUCUCACAUUUUGUUCUCUUAGAUAGCUUUGAUGCGUAUAUUUUGAGAUAGUAUUAGAAACAAAUCGUAUUACUGUUCAAACUCUAGUGCUGUUUCAAUUGGUUUCAAUUCUAGUUUCUCCUGCCUUGCCAUACCCAUCCUGUAAAUCCCUGAGGAAUUAGAUUCGUCUUUGCACUCCUUGGCGAUUGUUUGACACGUUGUGCAAUCCAUUUCAUCAACUCAUUUCUCAUUCACGUGGUUUCCUGAGUGGAAAGAAUCUUCUGUAGACGCAAACUCGAAAUUUCAAACUUUGGCAGGAGUAGACUGUAAACCCAUAACUACAUAAAUUGUUGGACCCAGCACCAUUUCUCCACCUUGUAACAUAAAUUGUUGUACACAAUCUCUUCUUAGAUUUUCUUUAAUCUAAAUAUCUGCCCACAACUAUCAUUUAAAGGUUGGUUUUUAAGUGUUGUGGGGUUUCUGAACUGUCAGAAGGAGACAAAAAAUACUUUGUACAGCCUAAGGAGAACUGAGGAUGGUUGAAGACUGAUUUUUGCUAUCAUAUAAACUUGUGCACUCGUCUCAUCUUGGUUUCUUCACAAAAAGGCUCCAAAAUUGCAAACAAUAUAAGAUUGUACUAUCUACUUGAAGUUGAUCUUCAGAUCUCUGUUUAGUCAUCAACUGUUUGAACUAAGCCCACCAACUUUUUUCUAGUUCUAAACUAGUUUAUUGAAUAAGAACAACUGACCCCGCCACAGUUCAGCAGCAAUUUCUAAAAUAUCGGGCUUCAGAAUUAAUUGUAGAGGUACCAGCACAUCUGAAAUUUCUCUUUGAGAGUUAGUUGUUCUGAAAUUCAUAAAAAAGAACAACAAAACUCACAUUAUAGACUAAGCUGUAUCAAUUUCUAUACUAUAAUAAUUUUAUAGCUUCUGAAAGCUCAGGGUUUUAUUAGUGUAACCUGAUGACGUGAGAGUUCAUGAUUAUCUGUUAAUUGGUCCUCUGUACUCAUUAAAUUAUCAUUUUCUAAUCGGAGCUCUUUUCGAGGUUUAAAUAACUCUCCUAGGCUCUGCCCUUUUGUGAGAAUUUUUUACGCAUUUAAUAGCUAAAAUUUGCAUUCAACAUAUUACUUGUCCAUACAAUUUAUCAUAAUGUCUAAUUCCGACUCUUCCUUAUUUGCUGCUGUAGAAAGCAAUGACAUAUCUUCACUAAGCACCAUUAUGCAAAAUAAGAUAGUUAACAUGAAUGAGCUCAAUUCAUGUGGCAAAACGUCAUUGCACAUUGCAGUUGAAAAAGGAUCCGUAGAAUUAACAAAAAAGCUCAUAGAAGUGAAUUCUAAUAUUAAUGCACUGACGCCUGAUGAGAAAACACCUCUUUUCAUAGCAGCUGAGGAUGGUAAUGUUGCAUUGGUUAAACUACUAUUGGAACAACCAAAUUUAGAUGUAAAUAGGCUUCACCAUGGCAAAUCACCUUUACACAUAGCAUGUGAAAAAGGUCAUACCGACAUUGUAAAAGUUCUGUUGGCGGAUAAUCGCUGCUCACAUUAUAUUAACACAUAUUUCAAUGGUAAAGCCCCAAUACACAUUGCCGCUGAGUAUGGUCAAACAGAAAUCCUAUCCAAUCUACUGGAGAAGGAACCUGAUGUGAAUGCUAUUGAUGACAAUGGCUGCACAUCACUCUGGAUUGCGAUAGAAAACAAUCAAGAGGAAUGUGUGCAAAUCCUGCUCAAAGAUGAGCGAGUCGAUGUUAAAACCCGCCAUUUUAAUCAAGCACCUUUAGAGCGUGCUCUGAAAGAGAAGAAUACAAACAUAUCCAAGUUAAUCAUUGACAGAGUUGGUGAUAUUGAAAUUACUGAUGAAGGCGGACUAAAUCCUCUACAUCGUGCUGUAGAUGAAGGAAUGCUAGAUGUCGUUGAUUACAUAAUCAAGAAAGGAGCAAAUAUCCAAUGUAAAACAAAGAAUGGUAAAACGCCUUUGCACAUCGCUGCAAAACAUGGGCAUACAGAAAUAGCUGGACUCCUCGUAAAAAAUGGUUCUGAUAUCCAUGCAAGAAGUGAAAAUUAUCACAAUGCCACACCUCUCCAAUAUGCUAUUAAAUGUGAAAAUCUAGAAGUUGCAAAGUUUCUAAUUUCUGUGGGCUCGGACGUAAAUGCGUAUGACCCCCGUGCUCACUAUGCGAGAGACAGAGGAGGAACUUUAUUACACUAUGCUGCGAGAGACACUGAUGAUAAACUAAUAAGAUUUUUAGUUGAGAAUGGAGCGGAUGUAAAUGCCACCGAAAAUGAUGGAAGAACACCCCUGUGUUUGCUAGCGAAGCAUGAUGGUUCUUUUGAUACAAUGAAGUACCUUAUUGAAAAGGGAGCUACUCUCAACAAUGCUCGAGGUGGUACUCCCCUCUAUUGGGCAAUGUACGCGGAUUUUGGUGGACAUGAUUCAAAGGCAGCCGAUUUUCUCAUAGAAAUGGGAACCGAUGUUAACAGCUGUAUUGACUACCAUGGAGAUGAGUGGGAUCAAAUGAGAACUGCUUUACACUUGGCCAGACAUUUAUCUACAGUCAAACUCCUCAUUGAUAAAGGCGCAAAUGUCAAUGCAAAGGACAAGUUACUAAAUACACCUUUGCACUCAGUGAAGACCCCAUCCAUUGCAAGAUGCCUCAUACAACAUGGAGCAGAAGUUAAUACCUCGAACGAAUCCGGGGAUACACCUCUACAUUUUGUGCAGAAUUUUCACACAGCAAAAAUUCUCAUCGAAAAAGGUGCAAAUGUCAAUGCAUCUAACAACGAGGGUUACACACCAUUACAUACUGCUCGAAAUACAGCCGUAGCAAAACUGCUCCUAGAAAACGGGGCAGAACUAAAGGCAGUCACGAAGGAUGGCAAAACUGUUCUACACACUGCAGCUGAAGCAGACGUUAUAAUGUCCUCCCGAUUUAAGGGUGUAGCAGGCGUGGCCGAGUUUUUUGUGAAAAACUGUAUUGAUGUUGAUUCCGUCGAUAACUUCGGCAAUACUCCUUUACACCUUUGUGGAAUAUCCUCUAAUCUUCAAGUUGCAACUGUAUUAUUGGAUAAUGGAGCUAAAAUAAAUGUACAUAACAAAUCGAACAAGAGACCCAUAGAGAUGAAUCGAUAUCCUGACUCAGUAAAUUCUUUUCUCACCAGGAAGCUGCGCGCAGUUGAUCAAAUUUUUACCGCAAUUAUUGAUAAUGAGGGCAUUGAAAAAGUGAAAUGCUUACUUAAAACAGCUGAAGUUAUCAACCUUAAACAAGAAAAUAGUCAACUUACUCUUCUACAUCAUGCUGUGAAGCAAAAUAAUAAAAAAAUACUACGAUUUCUUUUACAAGAAAAAAUCACCCCAAGAAGCCCUUACCUAACUUUCCCUGGACUGUUCAACAGAGGUAAAGGAGCUCCAAGAAGUGGUGAUCCUCACAUCUCUCGUAUUUUGGAAAAAAUUAAUGUGAAUCCUUGCUGUAAGAAUAACUGGACACCUUUGCAUUAUGCUGCGAAAGGAGAUGACCCAGAGAGCGUAACUCUUCUCCUUCAGUGCGGGGCAGCAUAUGAAACUAAGACAAACGAGGGUAAAAUACCCUUGGAUCUAGCGGAGUGUAAUUCCAUCAAAGAAAUUCUGACACUGGCAAAUGAAUUUUUUGAAGCUGUGAAAGAAGGGAAGAAAGACCUUGUCAGUGAACUUUUAAAAAAUAAUUAUGGUAUCAUAAAUGCUGUCGACAGUAAUGGUUGCAGUCCUUUAUACUUUUCUGUAAGUAAUGACUUUAAAGACAUAACAUCAUUACUUUUAGAAAAUGGUGCAAAUGUGGCUCAAGUGACGAAUUCAGGUAGCACACUACUUCAUUUAGCUGCUGCGAAGGGUGAUGCGGAAUUAGCAGAUACUAUCUUCAAACAUGCCAAGAAGAAUGGCAGUUCAAAUGUGUUUGUUAAUGCUAGGGGAGAAAAUGGAUCCACAGCUCUUCAUAUUGCUGCUCAGAAUGGAUCCGUAGAGAUGACAAAGGCUCUACUGAAACAUGGAGCUAUGUAUAAUGCUAGGAACAAAGAAAAUAAAAAACCCUCCGAUCUCUCAAGGAAGGAGGAUGUCACCAGCAUUCUAAUCUUAGUAGAAGAAUUAUUCAAAGCUGUGGAAGAAAAUGCGGAGGAACUGUUGAACAGAUUACGUGAAAUGGAAUGUGAUGAAUUUUUUGCUGUGACGAAUGCUCAGGAUCAUUACGGACAAACCCUAUUGGAUUAUAUUGGUAAUAAUGGGCACCCAUUUGCAGGCAGUGAAUUUUCAAAAAUUAAGAAGUCCAAGGACAGAGAACUUUUGUUGCAGACGAACCCAUGUCGUCAUUCUCAAACCCCUGUUUAUUCACAAGAAGAACUUGAUGAUAUAGAUUUAGGUUUUGGAUUAUUUGAAACGCAAUUUAUCAUAAUGUCUAAUUCUGACUCUCCCUUAUUUGCUGCUGUAGAAAGCAAUGACAUAUCUUCACUGAGCACCAUUAUGCAGAAUAAGAUAGUUAACGUAAGUGAGCUCCAUUCAUGUGGCAAAACGUCAUUGCACAUUGCAGGUGAAAAAGGAUCUAUAGAAUUAACAAAAAAGCUCAUAGAAGUGAAUUCUAAUAUUAAUGCACUGACGCCUGAUGAGAAAACACCUCUUUUCAUAGCAGCUGAGGAUGGUAACGUUGCAUUGGUUAAACAACUAUUGAAACAACCAAAUUUAGAUGUAAAUAUGCUUCACCAUGGUAAAACACCUUUACACAUAGCAUGUGAAAAAGGUCAUACCGACAUUGUAAAAGUUCUGUUAGCUGACGAUCGCUGCUCACAUUUUAUUAACACAUAUUUCAAUGGUAAAGCCCCAAUACACAUUGCCUCCGAGUAUAGUCAAACGGAAAUUCUAUCCAAUUUACUGGAAAAGGAACCUGAUGUGAAUGCUGUUGAUGACAAUGGCUGCACAUCACUCUGGAUUGCAAUAGAAAACAAUCAAGAGGAAUGUGUGCAAAUCUUGCUGAAAGACGAGAGAGUGGAUGUUAAAACUCGCCAUUUUAAUCAAACACCUUUAGAGCGUGCUCUGAAGGAGAAGAAUACAAACAUAUCCAAGUUAAUCAUUGACAGAGUUGGUGAUAUUGAAAUUACGGAUGAAGGCGGAUUAAAUCCUUUACAUCGUGCUGUAGAUGAAGGAAGACUAGAUGUUGUUGAUUACUUGAUCAAGAAAGGAGCAAAUAUCCAAUGUAAAACAAAGAAUGGUAAAACGCCUUUGCACAUAGCUGCAAUACAUGGGCAUACAGAAAUAGCUGAACUUCUCAUAGAAAAUGGUGCUGAUAUCCAUGCAAGAAGUGAAAAUUAUCACUAUGCCACACCUCUUCAAUACGCUAUUGAAUGUAAAAAACUAGAAGUUGCAAAGAUUCUAAUUUCUGUGGGCUCGGAUGUAAAUGCAUAUGACCCGCUUGUUCACUUUGCUAGAGGCAGAGGAGGAACUUUAUUACACUAUGCUGCCAGAGACACCGAUGAUACACUAAUAAGAUUUUUAGUUGAGAAUGGAGCGGAUGUCAAUGCUACUGAGUACGAUGGAAGGACACCUCUAUGUUUACUUGUAAAACACCAUGGUAGUUUUGCUGUGAUGAGAUACCUCAUAGAAAAGGGAGCUACUCUUAACAAUGAACGUGGUGGUACUCCCCUCUAUUGGGCUAUGCGCGAGGGUUAUGGUGGAUAUGAUUUAAAGGCAGCCAAUUUUCUCAUAGAAAUGGGAACUGAUGUUAACAGCUGUAUUGACUACCAUGGAGAUGAGUGGGAUCAAAUGAGAACUGCUUUACACUUGGCCAGACAUUUAUCUACAGUCCAACUCCUCAUUGAUAAAGGCGCAAAUGUCAAUGCAAAGGACAAGUUAGUAAAUACACCUUUGCACUCAGCGAAGACCCCAUCCAUUGCAAAAUGCCUCAUACAACAUGGGGCAGAAGUUAAUGCCUCAAACGAAUCAGGGGAUACACCUCUACAUUUUGAGCAGAAUUUUCUUGUAGCGAAAGUUCUCAUUGAGAAAGGUGCAAAUGUCAAUGCAGCUAACAAUGAGGGUUACACACCAUUACAUACUGCUCGAAACACAGCCGUAGCAAAACUGCUCCUAGAAAACGGGGCAGAACUAAAGGCAGUUACGAAGGAUGGCAAAACUGUUCUACACACUGCAGCUGAAGCAGACGUUAUAAUGUCCUCCCGAUUUAAGGGUGUAGGAGGCGUGGCCGAGUUUUUUGUGCAAAACGGUAUUGAUAUUGAUACCGUCGAUAACUACGGCAAUACUCCUUUACACCUUUGUGGAAUAUCCUCUAAUCUUCAAGUUGCAACUGUAUUAUUGGAUAAUGGAGCUAAACUCAAUGUACGUAACAAAUUGAGCAUGACACCCAAAGAGAUGAAUCUACAUCCUGGUUCCGUAAAUUCUUUUCUCACCAGGAAGCUGCGCGCAGUUGAUCAAAUUUUUACCGCAAUUAUUGAUAACCAGGGCAUCAUAGAAAUAAAAGACUUAAUUAAAAUAGCUGAAGUUAUCAACCAGAAACAAAAAGAUAGUCAACUUACUCUUCUACAUCAUGCUGUGAAGCAAAAUAAUAAAAAAAUACUACGAUUUCUUUUACAAGAAAAAAUUACCCCAAGAAGCCCUUACCUAACUUUCCCUGGACUGUUCAACAGAGGUAAAGGAGCUCCAAGAAGUGGUGAUCCUCACAUCUCUCGUAUUUUGGAAAAAAUUAAUGUGAAUCCUUGCUGUAAGAAUAACUGGACACCUUUGCAUUAUGCUGCGAAAGGAGAUGACCCAGAGAGCGUAACUCUUCUCCUUCAGUGCGGGGCAGCAUAUGAAGCUAAGACAAACGAGGGUAAGACACCCUUGGAUCUAGCGGAGUGUAACUCCAUCAGAGAAAUUUUGACAAUGGUAGGCCAACUUUUUGAAGCUGUGAAAAAAGGGAAAAAAGACCUUGUCAGUGAACUUUUAAAAAAUAAUUAUGGUAUCGUAAAUGCUGUCGACAGUAAUGCUUGCAGUCCUUUAUACUUUGCUGUAAGUAAUGACUUUAAAGACAUAACAUCAUUACUUUUAGAAAAUGGUGCAAAUGUAGCUCAAGUGACCAAUUCAGGUAGCACACUCCUUCAUUUAGCUGCUGCGCAGGGUGAUGCGGAGUUAACAGAUACUAUCUUCAAACAUGCCAAGAAGAAUGGCAGUUCAAAUGUUUUUGUUAAUGCUAAGGGAGAAAAUGGAACUACAGCUCUUCAUAUUGCUGCUCAGAAUGGAUCUGUAGAGAUGACAAAGGCUCUUCUGAAACAUGGAGCUAUGUAUAAUGCUAGGAACAUAGAAAAUAAAAAACCCUCCGAUCUCUCAAGGAAGGAGGAUGUCACCAGCAUUCUAAUCUUAGUAGAAGAAUUAUUCAAAGCUGUGGAAGAAAAUGCGGAGGAACUGUUGAACAGAUUACGUGAAAUGGAAUUUGAUGAAUUUUUCUCUGUGACGAAUGCUCAGGAUUAUUACGGACAAACCCUAUUGGAUUAUAUUGGUAAUAAUGGGCACCCAUUUGCAGGCAGUGAAUUUUCAAAAAUUAAGAAGUCCAAGGAUAGAGAACUUUUGUUGCAGACGAACCCAUGUUAUUAUUCUCAAACCCCUGUUUAUUCACAAGAAGAACUUGAUAAUAUGGAUUUAGGUUUUGGGUUAUUUGAUUGUUGAUUUUAGGAUAGACUCGCGAUUUCUUCUGAAAAUUUCAAUUUUUCAAUCUAUUUAUUGGAUGGAUUUUACUUGUUAUGGUCACCAGAGUAUUUUCAUUAAAAGCAGGAUUCAAUAAUCCCCAAAUGUUUUGCAAUUUUAUUGUAUGGCCUUUAAAUGAAAAGCUUGUUGAAUCUGAACAUUUUAUGGUGGUUACGAGGGGAAUGGGUAUGAACCUAAUUUUUUUUCAGAGCAUUAAGUACAUGUUUUAUGUGUAAGCAAUAACGUUCCACCUAAUACAUGUACUAAACAUGGUAAUUCAAGUAUUCAACAUACGGUAAUUUGCCAGGACAACACACCUUUUUAAGUCGAUUAACUGACAGAUUACAGAGACUCGUAGAAAAGAAAUGAUCACUCUUCUUCUCAUUCUAGCAAUGGUUCAAGAAGCCAUCUGUAUGCGUCACCAUACAUUUUUGUAAACACCAUACAGUAUCCUCCUCAUCUGUGUAAUUAAUAUUGAACAUCACUGGUCGGUACAGAUCUAUCUACAAAAGACCUAAAAAAAUUGUUACUAUAUUUCGGUAAAUAGAUCUUCUCUGCAUGCUGACAUCAAAUUAUGGCUCGAUGUGGCUUUUGUGCUUUACAUCUUUAUAAAACAGGGAGCUCUUAGAUCACUAGCAACUCUGGGUACAAUUUUCUAGAAAGAAGUUCUGAAAGGGGUUUUUUUUACCCUCGUCAAUGAUUUCUGCUGUGGCUCUGCUGAAAUUCUUAAACUCACGGUUUUAAGAAUUUUUUUUUCUCUCUUAUUAUUGUUGCACAAGAUGGUUUCAUAAUUUCUAAGCUGGUCAAAUACUUCAAUCAUGGCUUCCUGAACUCGAAUAUAUGUGUAGGAGAAGUACUUAAGAAAGCACAGUACGGGUCAAGCACUAGGAAAUUCGCUUGAACCCUAUUUCGAACUCAUCUUUCUUGCAACCAAAAAGCAUUUAAUUUAAAAAUGUGAAUAAGUUGAUGCAAUUCUAUCAUUUUUUCCAAGCGAACUCUUUAACACUAUGAAAAGGCCUCUUUAAGCACAAGGCCGAUUACUCAAAUUUUAACGCAACACGAUGAGACAUUAAAAUGCGAUAUAUUGCUCCGUUAAGUUAAGGUUUUGUCUUGUCUUGUCAUGCUGACAUAGUUUCAAUAUUCGGACUACAGGAGCUUUUCUGCCUCCCUGAGAAACGAUUUAGAGUGCAUUUUUGGAGAGAAGCUUUAUUUCUGACAGAAGUGCAUUUACCAAUUGAAUCGCUGAGUAUUUGAUAUUACUCUAAGAAAUUCUUUUCAAAAAAUGUUCAAAAUUCCAACGUUCGUGCUAUUUGCAUGCCUAGAAUCAUUAUAGCGGUCAGGAAUAAAAUGAGCUGGUACAAUACAUACAUCAUUAUGCCUACUUAUUGCUUUCAAAAAUGUACAGUGAUGUUUGCGAAAAUAGGAUCUGCUGCCUUGACUGCAUGACUGUGCGAAAUCAGAAGAAUCAGUCAGGGGGCUCACUAGUAUCCCAAGUAGCACAGUGCAUUGAAAGUUUUGAAAUAAAAUUGCAAUUUAAUACUAUAAAAUUGCUAUUUUUUACCAUAAAAUUACAAAAUUUUUUCAUCAUUUGGUCAGUGAAUGCCGUUCAUGAGCACUUAAAAACCUGAGUUCCUUGUGUCAGAAAAGAAUUGUGACUUCUUCAAUUUUAUUGAAUUGAAUUACUAUACCAGGUGCCCCUUUAAUUAGUAGAUAGGCAACAUACACAUCUUUCCAAUGCAGUGCUAAUAAGUUUACCAUGCACUGCAAUUUCGAUCUUUGCUGCUUGGGAACUGGAGACAAACCUCUCGAAGUCAGCUAACAAAAUUUGGGCCCUAAGUUAAAUUUAGGAAAUUUAUUUUAGUUUGCUUUGCAGUCUGUGAACAUGACUCUAAAAUAUGGUGAAAAAUUGUCAAAGAAAACAAAAAUCGCAAUAUUUUGAAAGUAGGAAUCAAUUUAUUAAAAAAAAAAAAAAAACCUCAGACAACAAGACAUAAAAAAUAUUUUGCAGGAAUGUGUAAUUAAAUGAGUAAAGAAAUAAAAAUAAGAAGAUUCGAAGUGAAAAUCAAAUGAAAAGUUAUAUGGCCAAAGAAUAAAACUAAGAAGCUUAAAUCUAAGAAUCAUAACUGAAUAGUUUAAUAGUUUUUUAUUUUUCUUCUUAUUUAACGUUUCAUUUAUGAUUCUCGGAUUGAAUCUCCUUAUUCACUUUGUUACUCUUUUAAAAUGAAUUUUAUAUAAUUACAUGUUACGUUUCUAAUUUUAUCAAGCUUGUUCCAAAAUUAUAAAACUUUUAUUUUUGUUCGAAUAUAUUUUCAUUGAUUGCUAUA